AUGAACAAUGGAUCGGCCGGAGAUGCCAUACGUCUGCAUGAUGCAGUAGAUUCAUGCCUAAGUGGACCUAAGAAAUUAGGCUAUGAUGUUGCGCACUGGGCUCCAAUUAUGGUGGCAAUUGUGACUUCCAAAUUUGACGUAGAGACAAACAAAGCCUUUGAAGAAAGUCUUUCGGAUAUUACGGAGGUUCCAGAUAUGGAUACAGUGCUGAAAUUCCUACUAAAACGCUACAGAGUUCUCCGUUCAUGCGAUGACUUUAAGCAAAUGACGUCGUAUGAGCCAUAUAAACAUGCGAAAGAAAACAAAUUAUGCUUCAAUUGCUUAAUGCACAAAACAACUGAAGAAUGCAGAAGUAAGAAAAAGUGUCUCACAUGUCAAGGUCGUCACCAUACACUUCUGCACUUCGAAAAAAAGAGCAAAGGGGGUAAAGAUAAGAAAUCCAAAGCCCACCAUGCCACAAAAGUAACAAAUGACUUAACUGAAUCAGAUGAUUCUGAUGAAGAGGUCGUAGCACUACACACAGGAAGCAGUGCUAUUGUUUUACCCACUGCUAUAGUAAAGAUUCAAGACAAGAAUGGAACUUGGCAUUCUUGUAGAGCUCUCCUUGACACUGGUUCAGGAGACACAUUCAUAUCAGAGGAUACAGCUCAAACGUUGAAACUCCGAAAAACCAAAACAAUCACCAACAUUAAAGGCAUUGGUGAUGUAAAUGCCGGCACUUGUAAGGCCACCGUGGACAUCCACAUAAGUCCACACUUUUAUUCCAGCUUUAAAGCAUUCACUACGGCAUUGGUAAUGCCAAAACUCACGUCACUUCUGCCAUCCAAUAAACUCAGAGUGACACUUAACGCAGAAAAAUACAAGGGGCUUACGCUUGCAGAUCCAACCUUCAACAUCCCAGGAUCAAUAGAUUUAAUCUUGGGAGCAAACAUAUAUGCUGCAAUUCUGAAAAAGAAUCUACAGAAAGAUAAAAGCGGCCUCAUUGCUCAAGAAACUAAACUUGGCUGGAUCAUUGUGGGAAAAGCCAAAAAGCAAAAACCCACAACAGAAGUGAUCAGCAUGGUCUCACUAGCUGAGAUAGACAAGACACUCAGAGAAUUCUGGGAAAUAGAUGUCGGUAAUGAUACAACUCAGGAGCUAGAACAAGAAUGUGAGAGUCACUUCAAAGAAACUCAUAGUAGACUCCCAGAUGGUCGUUACCAAGUCAGACUGCCUUUCAAAUCAGACAAUGAGUUGCAGCUUGGGAACUCAAGAGGACAAGCCAUUGCUAGAUACCUUUCUAUGGAAAGAAAAUUCAACACCAACCCUGAACUCAAGUCUGAGUACAGUAAAUUCAUGCAGGAGUAUGAGUCACUCGGACACAUGACGAUGGUUCCGGAUUACUUAGGGCCACCGCAGAAGGUUUACUAUCUUCCGCACCACGCUGUCUUCAAGAUGGAUAGUACAACAACCAAGGUCAGAGUGGUAUUUGACGCCUCAUACAUUGAAAAAAUGUUCAGGCAGAUCAGUCUUCAGGAAGAAGAUCGCGACUUCCAUAGAAUACUUUGGAGAGAAAAUCCAAGGGAAGCUAUCCGGGAAUACCAGCUCAACACUGUCACAUACGGCACUGGCCCAGCAACCUUCCUGUCGGUUAGAGUUUUGAAACAAUUGGCAAUGGAUGAAGGUCAUAAAUUCCUAAAAGCAGCAGCAGUUCUCCAACGAGACUUUUAUGUCGACGAUAUGCUCACAGGGGCACACUCUGAAGAUGAGGCGAGAGAACUGUAUACUCAAAUAACAAAGCUGAUGGCUCUGGGAAGCAUGAACAUCAGGAAGUGGACAAGCAACUCUAAACAGCUAUUACAAGUCAUUCCUGAAGAAUCUCGAGAAAAAGGAGUCAUCGAAAUCAAGAAAGACGAUACAAUCAAACCUCUGGGAAUACAUUGA
Messenger RNA from Phlebotomus papatasi, 1923 nucleotides. RefSeq lists its product as uncharacterized. The transcript has 3 exons. Lineage: Eukaryota; Metazoa; Arthropoda; Insecta; Diptera; Psychodidae. Gene Ontology annotation, biological process: proteolysis. Bases 1 to 1923 code for a protein of 640 amino acids. The record is from RefSeq and is a predicted model, not a curated record. Gene Ontology annotation, molecular function: aspartic-type endopeptidase activity.